Molecule: messenger RNA, 1675 nt
Organism: Pimephales promelas (fathead minnow)
Lineage: Eukaryota; Metazoa; Chordata; Actinopteri; Cypriniformes; Leuciscidae
Product: interferon-inducible GTPase 5
Cellular component (GO): membrane
Molecular function (GO): GTP binding
Source: RefSeq, a predicted model, not a curated record
GUCUUUCGUAGUGUUUAUGCGCGGAGAUGAACUAAUUGAAUAUAUUUUGGCCAUAUAUAGCCUGCCUAGACUAAUUAUAGUGUAUCUGACAAGUAUUUACAAGUUUCUGUAUGUUUCAGCUGCUGCGAAAGUGAAAGUAGCCUAUAGCGGAGAAGUUGGUUUGCGCAAACAAAAGUUCAAGUCGUUUCCAGUUCUUGCUGUGUGAAUUGCACAGGGAAUUUUGAUGGCGACAUUUGAAGAUUACUGUAUAAUAACUCCGGAGGACCUGGAGGAUAUUAAAGAUUCCAUAUCUACUCAGGAUCUCCCAUCAGCAAUAAACACAAUCAAAGAAUACCUCAAACAGCAAGAUCUUGUAGAACUUAACAUCGGUGUGACGGGAGAGUCAGGUUCUGGAAAGUCCACUUUUGUCAAUGCAUUCAGGGGUUUAGGAGAUGAAGAUGAAGGCUCUGCUGAAACUGGCCCAGUAGAAACCACUAUGGAGUCUAAAGAUUACCUUCACCCCAAAUACAAAAAUGUGAAGGUGUGGGAUCUUCCUGGCAUUGGAACACCGAACUUCAAAGCCGACGAGUAUCUUAAACUGGUUCAGUUUGAACGCUAUGAUUUUUUCAUCAUCAUUGCAUCGGAUCGGUUCAGAGAAUGCCACACUCAGCUGGCCAAAGAGAUCAUGAGAAUGGGGAAAAAGUUUUAUUUUGUUCGUUCCAAGAUUGACUCUUGCAUUACUGCUGAGAAAAGGAAGAAGAACUUCGACCAGAAAAAGACGCUGGAUACCAUCCGAAAAGAUUGUGAAAAUGGUCUAAGAAAGAUCGGUAUAGAGGAUCCUGUCGUGUUCCUGAUCUCUGGUUGGGAGCUCGGCAAGUAUGAUUUAAAUCAGUUGCAGGAGAGGAUGGAGAAAGAGCUCCCGCAGCAUAAGAGACGUGUGCUGAUGUUGGCUUUGCCGAAUAUUACACUGGAGAUUAAUGAGAAAAAGAAGAAAGCGCUGGAGGAAAACAUUGGAAAAGUUGCUUUCCUGUCUGCUUUUAUAGCUGUCAUUCCUCUUCCUGGACUUUCGGUCACUGCAGAUAUAGCCAUCAUAGCAGACGAGCUGAGAAAGUACUACAAUGUGUUUGGUCUGGAUGAUCCAUCCCUUCAGAAGCUUUGUGAAAGAUUUGGGAAAACCUUAGAGGAAUUGAAGAGUCUGAUGAAGUCUCCUCUGCAUCAAGGAAUAAACACAAGUUCAAUAUUAACCUUGCUGGGCGCUGCGUCUCUUCUUAUAUCAGAAGAUGCUGUUGAGUUACUUGUGAGCUUUCUUCCUAUUAUUGGCAGUUUGGUGGCAGGAGGAUUGUCUUAUCUGACUGUCUCAAGAAUGCUGAAGAGAGCUCUGAAUGACAUCGCUGAUGAUGCUAGGAACGUUCUGAUGGCUUCACUGGAGACUGAAGUGUAAGUGACAAGAACGUUCAACAGCAUUUAGAACUUAUUGCUAUUGGGGUAUUUAUAGACAAAAACAUUUAUGACAUUUAAUGCAAAAUCUAAUAGACAUUUAUGAUAUAGAUUUCACAUUUACAGUUACUUUUACCCAAAGCAACUUACCUUUGAGGUAAAAUACAGACAUGUGCAAUGUAUAAGAUUUUGUUAAUGUUUACCUUUGGAGAAAUAACUUUUGUUUGCAAAUAUAUCAUUUUGUGUCUUUCCUACUUGA